Molecule: messenger RNA, 3804 nt
Organism: Phytophthora nicotianae INRA-310
Lineage: Eukaryota; Oomycota; Peronosporomycetes; Peronosporales; Peronosporaceae
Exons: 1
Coding region: 1-3804 (1267 amino acids)
Biological process (GO): snRNA 3'-end processing
Cellular component (GO): integrator complex
Source: RefSeq, a predicted model, not a curated record
AUGAGCUCCUCGGGCGGUCCGGACGGCGACGUGGUCAUGGCCGUCACCACGCCCACUGCUUCUUCAUCCUCUACCGCGUCGUCUCAUUCACUUCCUACACGUCUGCUCUCCGUUGUGGCCGCUGGCGAGCUCCCCAUUCUUCCUGAUGGCGUCGCUGCGAGUAACUCAGCCAUAGCUCUGGACGGGUUGUUGACCCCCUUCCUGCCACUCAUGACGCGUCUCCAGAGAUCACGCCGCGCCUGUACCACCUCCCACUCGCUUCCCAAUUCGACGGCGUUGGACGCUACCCUUCUCCGCGUCGAAAAGGCCUCGAAAUGGCGUCAAUACGCCCAAGUGUUUGCAGAUCUGACGCCGUCACAACUCCAAUCGUCGGUAACUCCCGACGCCGUGGCCCCAUUCCGCCGCUUCGAGCGCGGAUCAGCAGCUGCGAGAGUGAGGAUCGUAUUGUGCGAGUGGUUGCUCGCCGCCGCUGGGAGUUUGGAGUCCAGCGAGCUCUUUUUGAACGAGAUCUACCAGGAAGAAGUCGCUGCCAUCCUCGUGCUGACUCUAGCCAGUUUCAAGCUCCAAACGCAGCCCAUAGCAGCUCACAAUCCUCUGUCUAUCCAGGCGAUAACUCGAAAGGCUCUAGCAGUGCCUGUGGGGCCCAUUCUGCUCUCAAGACUGGCCAUGAACGAUCCCUCAUGUGUCGAGCAGCUCAUGGACGCCAUCGUGGCGGCGGUGGUGGAGACAACAACGAUGGACAAGACUAUGGCACAGCAGGAACAGGACGCUCUGAGCUCCACCACGUCCGUACUAGAGAACCCACGCCACGCUUGUGUGCAGUUGGCCAAGCUGUCGCCUCUGUAUGCGUCGAGACUAAAGGACAAACUCAGUGGACAGACCACAUCGCUGCAUUGUGCAGCCAUAGCAUUGGAACUGUUGACGAUGAGCACUACAAAGGAGCUAAGUGUGUUCAUGUACCAGUGGCUUAAGAGAGAUGGAGCUCCUGGAUCGGCGCUGAGGACGUACGUGCAGCUAGCAAGUCGUGAACAUACGUCAGAGACUGUGGGUGAAUUCCAGGAGGAUGCGGUCAAGAACUUGACACAAAUACGUCGGAUGCUGCUGGAUACGCUGGACAGCGCGAGCUCUAACGUGUCGCCGUAUGAAUUAAAUGCGGCUCUAGGUGUUUGUGUUGGACUUCAGGUGGUUGGCAGCUUUCAGCUUACGGAACCGGAGCAAAUUCGACUGUUGCAGAGUCUCGACAAGAUUGCUGCGUCUUCAACAUCGUCUCGUACAAUCAGUCUGGCGUUUAUCAUGAUAGUGCUGCUGUGGUAUCCGCUCGCACCUGCGCUGAGCAAAGCACCUGGCCAGAGAGAUGAACAUACCAAGGCUGCAGUGACGCUAUCUCAGCAAGUACUGGUUUCGCUGUUUCAAGCGCGUGAUGCCGGUGCUGGACCGCUGUUCGUGGUGUCUGCAGUGCUGUUCUACACGAAAGCUCCAACGCUUGUUCCUUUUCUUGCGUCGGUGAUUGGACUUGAUGAAGACACGAGCAGUACUGGCGCGACUUCUGCUGGAUGUGGGAUUCAGGUGCAACAGGUUUUGCGUGCAGAGUAUCUUCACGUUUUUGGCGAUGUAAUCCUCAAGCCGAUCCUGACAGAAAACCUCCUGGCUCGUGAGGUGCUGACCUUCCCACCGGUAACCCGCGUUUCGGCGUCGGAUGCAGUGUCAUCGGGCUACGGACACCAUGAGUUCACGCUACGUGGUCUGCACGGUUUGCUGUGCGAGAAAUCGUUCUUGCGUCACCAUCACGGGUAUCGACUGGAAAGCUGGAUAGCUACUCAGGUUGGAGAGCAGGUCGCUUUACCUGUCCACCCAUUGCUUGUGAGUGUGCUGCUGGAGUGGAUUGAGAACUACGUUAUGGCCUUCGAGUAUCCCGUCGCCCAAGCUCCUCGUCGACUACAGUUAUCAAUUGUCCCACUACGCAACUCUACAUUAACAAAGUGGCUCGCGGCGCCGUGCUUGGGACGCACAUAUGAUCCCAGUAAAGGACAAGAGCACGAUUUAACGUGGGCACGCGGCGUGUUGGGACUUACGUAUGCGCUGCAAUUCAACCAGCGACUGCGUCAUGCCACCAUGGUCGCCGGAAGCAAGCUCAGCAGUCUGGUUUCACCGUCGUCUGUGGCUUCUGGUGCAUCAGUUACGACUGCAUUAGGACCUGGUGCUGAUAUCUGCCUGCACUACGAUUUAACUGCGUAUCCUCUCCGCAACAUAGUAGUCGAAGCCAUUACACACGGUGACCAAGGCGACGCCUUCGAGUAUGUGGCUCCGACACUGCUGAAGCUCAUGGUGGAAGAACACCCAGACAUUUUCGAUGCUGCCACGGCGUCUGUGUCAUCGGGUUCAGCAUUGCAGCUAUUACCGCUAGCUUCCAGUCCUAGGGAUAUCGCAACGCGUGACUUGUCCGUCAGUUGGUUCCGUCGUCACCGUAAAUGUGGCGAAUUGCCAUCGGUUCGCGUAUCGCAGUCUCCUCCCUCCUGGACCGCAACCCAAGCGCUGCUGUUAGAACUCCAGUCAGCACCGAUUGAAGUGGUGAUGCGAGAGUUGCCUGUUCUAGUGGAUGGAUUCCUUCCGUAUGCUGUGGUAUCAUCUCAAACCUCGACGACAUCAUGCCGACAGGUGGCUGCGUUCUGUUCACAGCUUGCAGCGUUGUACGAGACGCGUGCUCGUCGUGAACAAGGGCUAAACAUCUCACUGCUGAUGAAGCUGGUGCAUGCUCUGUGCUUCCCGGAUGCAUUGUGGCGUCAGCAGCAGGUUCAGACUCAUCAAGGUAGUGCGUAUCAAUUGCUAACGUACAUGCAAUUGCAAGAGGAGCCAUUCCGCCUUGUGGAUGAUGCCCACGAUGGCGUGUUCUGUCAGCCGGCAUUGCUGCGUGUGUUGCUGAGACUUGUCCGAGACGUUCGGGCAGCAGCGAAUGUCCAUGUGUCGAAGUGUGAUCCAAGCGUGGCACCAGUGGAAGGUACGAGUGGAUCUUCGUCUACUACAACCAGUGUCCAGCAGCACCAGCUUCUACAGGAUUGCUUGCUGACGCAUGGACUUCUCAAGCGGCUUCUUGCACUCAGCUCGGAACCAAGCGACAACGAAGUGGCCGAAGAGAGUCGCGCUCUGCUGUGUGGACUCGUGAACGAAUUGCUGGCUGCAGAUGCUGAGAUUUCUCCGUCUCCACCACGAUUGUUAUUGGCAAUUCAUACGCAGGGCUAUGAUACCUCAUUAGUGCCUACGUUAGUCGCUAGCGUGCCGUCUUUGAAGCUUCUAUGGGAUCACUGGAUGGCGGCAACGUCGUCUUCCGCCUCUGGUUCUUCGUCAUCUCGCUCAGCUACACCCGGGACGAAGCCACUGAUGGAGUUCGUAGCUGAAGGAGCUGAGAAAGACUUACCCAAGUGGCGAUUCCGACUACGCGUGGUGCUGUCAUUGUGUGCAUCGCAUCUCUCUGGCAGUCGACAGAGUGCGGCAAUGCAACAAGCGCUUCGUGUGGUAUGGAACAAAAUACGCAAUGGCGUUGGAAGCUCGGGCGACAAUAGUGCUGGAUACGUCAACCUCUUAAGCGAGAUUUUGCCUUGGAUUGUGGACGCAUCUUCUCAGAAUGCAGACCUCAGUGCAGAGCUGGUGCAUUUCUUGCUCAAGCUGCAAAGACAACAGCAAAGUGGAUCAAGUAAGGGAAGAGACGGUCGAAGAGCAGUCGGUGCAACCGGAAAACCUCAAGAGCAACGUCAAUUGUUGGAGCAAGUGCUGCGUGACACGUACGCGUCUUUGCUUCAGCAGAUCUAA